AUGGCUCAUCAAACACAACGGCAGCAUUCCACCGUCCUCGCGGAUAACGCUGCCAUAUACCCGUACCAAGAACCCGCCCAGCCUCGCACUCUGGUGGACAUAUUCGACGCCUCCGUCUCGGCGCACCCCGCCGCAGCCGCCAUCGACAACGGCACCUCGCAGCUGAGCUACAAAGAGCUGUCGGAGCAAGUUGCCGCGCGGGCGAAGCAGUUGCGAAGUGCCGGCAUCGGCGUCGGCGACAAGGUCGGCGUCCGGAUCACCUCUGGAUCGAUAGAGCUGUACGUCGGUAUCCUGGGCAUCCUCGCCGCCGGAGCCGCCUACGUCCCCGUCGACGUGGACGACCCCGACGAGCGAGCCCGGCUCGUCUGGACCGAGGCCCGCGUGAGCGCCGUGCUGACGGACAACGCCACGCUCACGCCGCACGAAGCCCCCGUCGGCGGCGCACGACCACAGCGCCCCCAGCUCGAGGACGACGCCUGGGUCAUCUUCACCUCUGGCUCGACAGGCAAGCCCAAGGGCGUGGCCGUCAGCCACCGCAGCGCAGCGGCCUUUGUCGACGCCGAGGCGCAGCUGUUCGUGCCAGAGCGGCCGCUGGGCCCGGGGGACCGCGUGCUCGCCGGGCUGUCGGUAGCAUUCGACGCCUCGUGCGAGGAGAUGUGGCUCGCGUGGCGGCACGGCGCGUGCCUGGUGCCCGCGCCGCGGGCCCUGGUCAAGGCCGGCGCCGACCUGGGCCGGUUCCUCUCGUCGCAGCGCGUGUCCGUCGUGUCCACGGUGCCGACGCUGGCGGCGCUGUGGCCGGCCGACGCCCUCCGCGGGCUGCGCCUGCUGAUCCUCGGCGGGGAAGCCUGCCCCGCCGAGCUGGCCGCGCGGCUUGCCCGCACCGCCGGGUCGGUGUGGAACACGUACGGCCCGACCGAGGCCACGGUGGUGUCGUGCGCCGCGCCCCUCGAGCCCGGGGCCCCGGUGGUGCGCAUCGGCCUGCCGCUCGCGGGGUGGCGGCUGGCCGUUGUCGGGCCCGACGGCGACCCCGUGGCCUGGGGCGACGAGGGCGAGCUGGUUAUCGGCGGCGCCGGCGUCGCGCGGUACCUGGACCCGGAGAGGGACAGGGCCAAGUUUGCGCCGGCGGCCGUGUUUGGCGGCGAGCGCGCGUACCGCAGCGGCGAUGUGGUCCGCGCCGAGAGGCGGGGGCUCGUGUUUGUCGGCCGCGACGACGAGCAGGUCAAGCUGGGCGGAAGGCGCGUCGAGCUGGGCGAGGUCGACGCCGCGCUGCUGACGCUGCCCGACGUGUGCGCCGCGGCGUGCGCCAUCCGCCGCAGCGAGGUCGGCGCCCAGGUGCUCGUGGGCUAUGUUGUCUGCGGCAACGGGCGGGCGCCUGAUGCCACGGACCGGGAGCUCCUUCGGCGGGUGCUCCCCGCGACGCUGGUGCCCAUGCUCGUUGCCGUGGACGACCUCCCGGUCCGCACGUCCGGCAAGGUGGAUCGCAAGGCGCUGCCGUGGCCGCCGCCGCCGCCGCCUGCCCCGGCCCCGGCUCCACAAUCGUCGGCCGGCGAUUUCCCAUCCGGGAAUGUGGAUAAGGAAGAGGCCGACGGCACCACGGCAUGGGUCGCCGAGCAGUGGCGUCGCGUGCUCGGCAUGCCGCCCUCGUGCGACGCCAACUUUUUCGACCUCGGCGGGACCAGCUUGGGCGCUGCGCAGCUCGUCUCCCAGCUCCGCCAGCGAUGCCCAACUCUCUCCGUCGCCGACGUCUACGAGAACCCGGGCCUGGCCGCUAUGGCUGCCCGUGUGGACGACCUCAUGGGCACCGGACACGUUGAUCGCGAGGUGGUGCCGACGCCGCGGUGGCUAAUGGUCAUCCAGGCUGCGAUUCUCCUCCUCGAGAUGACCUUUCAGGGCGUCCGGUGGCUGACGGGGCUGGCAUUUGUCAAAAAGAUCUUUGUCGUCGUUCUCGGGCCGGGCACCUGGGCCGGUAGGUACGCGCUGCCAUGGUGGGUGCUCGCCGUCAUCUGGGCGGUUUUCCUCACGGCCCCCGGGAGACUGCUCACGACGGCCGGGGUGGUGAGGAUGCUAUGCUUUGGCAUCGCGCCGGGCACCUACCGCCGGGGCGGACUGCGUCACAUCAGGCUCUGGGCCGCGGAGCGCUUCGUGGGACUCGGCGGCAUCGCGUCUGUCGCGGGCACGCCGUGGUGCCGAUACUACGCGCGGCUGCUGGGGUGCCGAGUGGCUUCCAACGUACAGCUUCACGCACUCCCGCCCGCAACCGGGCUGGCUAGCUUCGGCGCAGGCUGUGCCGUGGAGCCCGAGGCCGAUGUUGCCGGGUGGUGGCUCGAUGGCGACAAGCUACACAUCGGGGCCGUCACAAUUGGUGAGGGGGCCAGGGUUGGCGCCCGCAGCACUCUCAUGCCAGACACGAUUCUGGACCCCUUUGCCAGUGUUCAGCCCGGGGUCAGCGUCCGGGGCAUAAUCCGGGCGUCGGACGCCUCUCUCGCCCCCAAGGGCAACGAGGAUGGUUCCGUUGGGGCCAGGACCAGAGAGGGCCUCGGGAUAUGGCUCUUGUACACGAGCACUCUGUUGAUGCUGGACUUCCUCCCUGUUCUCUUGGUUGCGCCUAUUUUUUGGCUCGUUCCGACCAUCGUUGGUGACUACAGCAACUUUCGCGAGAUGUGUCUAGGCCUCAUCACAAUGGCAGCGCCAGGUUCCGUCCUGGGGCUGUUGUUGUACUCGACCUCCAUCAUCCUGCUCACACGGACGGCUAGUCUCGCACUCCGCCCCGGCCUCUACUCGUGGCAUGGGACUACGGCGUGGGCGGCUUGGCUGACACAUUAUUUGAUGAUGAAUACCAGAACCGUCCUUUUCCCCGUCUUUGCCAGCCUAUUUACCCCUACGUGGCUGAAACUCCUUGGUGCCCGAGUAGGUCGCCAUGUAGAAGCGUCGACCGUUGUCCCUAUCCCAUCGCUUCUCCGCGUUCAAGACGGCAGCUUCCUCGCCGACGACGUCUUGCUGUCGCCGUUUGAGCUCGGCGCCGGCCAGGUGCGAAUCGGCACUGCAACGGUCGGUGUCAAGUCAUUCAUCGGCAACUCAGCCAUUGUCGACCCCGACGUCGAAGUCCCGGACGGCGUCUUGAUUGGCGUCUUGAGCUCGGCCCUGGAUUCAAAGCAAAUGGGGCCCGAGUUCUCGUCCGGCUCUUCGUGGCUCGGCCGACCGCCCAUGGCCAUACCACGCCGCAUCACGACCAUCGUCGACCAAAGCCGCACCUUCAACCCUCCGGCCAGACUGGUCUUGGCUAGGGCGCUGGUUGAAUCAUGCCGGCUGUUUCCACUAUUACUCUCCGGCAUGAUUGCCACCUUGGCCGGAAUAGCCAUGCUGUACCUCCUCAUCACCUUCGGCAUCGGCUGGGCCGUCCUGGCCAGCGGCGGACUUCUCCUGGGGUCCGGACUCGUUGCCUGCACUCUGGCCACUCUGGCCAAGUGGCUGCUGACGCCGAAUAUCCGCGCUGGCCAUCAGCAUCCGCUAUGGAGCUCCUUUGUCUGGCGCAACGAGCUUGCCGAUACCUUCGUGCAGUCCUUGGCCGUGCCCUGGUUUGUGUCCAUGUGCUAUGGCACGCCGUUCCUCAAUAUGUGGAUGCGCUCUCUGGGUGCCAAGAUUGGACGCGGCGUCUGGCUGGACAGCCAUCUGCUGCCGGAAGCCGAUCUGAUUACGCUUGAUGACGGCGCCACAGUGAACCGAGGAUCCGUCCUCCAGACUCACCUCUUCCAUGACCGGCUUAUGCGCCUCGACAAGGUGCACCUCGAGGCAGGGGCAACGCUCGGCCCAUAUGCCAUUUCACUGCCUGGUACAACUAUUGGUGCGGGCACGACUAUUGCGCCUACUUCUCUCGUUAUGCGCGGGGAGCACAUCCCGGCUGGUACACGGUGGCAUGGAAACCCUGUUCGGCCGUGGAGUGUAGAAAAAGACGAAGGCCCAAGCCCCAGCUCUAGUUCGGACAAUGACUCACUAUCUCCCGUUUGA
Metarhizium robertsii ARSEF 23 is the source of this 4005-nucleotide messenger RNA. RefSeq lists its product as uncharacterized. The record is from RefSeq and is a predicted model, not a curated record. The transcript has a single exon. The coding region runs from base 1 to 4005 and encodes 1334 amino acids. Gene Ontology annotation, cellular component: cytoplasm. Gene Ontology annotation, biological process: secondary metabolite biosynthetic process; amino acid activation for nonribosomal peptide biosynthetic process. Gene Ontology annotation, molecular function: phosphopantetheine binding. NCBI's taxonomy places the organism in Eukaryota, Fungi, Ascomycota, Sordariomycetes, Hypocreales, Clavicipitaceae.